Messenger RNA from Morone saxatilis (striped sea-bass), 2025 nucleotides. It is a transcript of the gene tmem9, whose product is annotated as transmembrane protein 9. Lineage: Eukaryota; Metazoa; Chordata; Actinopteri; Moronidae. The transcript has 6 exons. The record is from RefSeq and is a predicted model, not a curated record. Gene Ontology annotation, cellular component: lysosomal membrane. The coding region runs from base 136 to 696 and encodes 186 amino acids.
CGGAAGCCCAAACCUAAUUGAGCGAUCUUUCCUCUAAGCUAGCUGGUGUGCGGCUACAUGAAUGCAUAGCAAAAACACACCAGUCUGCUACUAUUACAACACUGCUGCAGGCGAUUCUGCAUCCGUCGUGCAAAAAUGUCGUCUGACAGAUCCUGGAGCUUCGCUGUAGCCGCAGUAGCGACCUUGUUCCUGCUGGAUGUUGUUUGUUUUGCACAGGCGAAGAACUUCGAGGAUGUUCGCUGCAAGUGCAUCUGCCCGCCAUACAGAAACAUCAGUGGCCACAUAUAUAACAGAAAUGUCUCCCAGAAGGAUUGUAACUGCCUCCAUGUAGUGGAGCCCAUGCCGGUGCCCGGCCAUGAUGUGGAAGCUUACUGCCUGUUGUGCGAGUGCAAGUACGAGGAACGAAGUAGCAACACCAUCAAGGUAACCAUCAUCAUUUAUCUGUCCGUUGUGGGUGCGCUGCUGCUCUACAUGCUGUUCCUGCUACUAGUCGAUCCUCUCAUCCGCAAACAUGACCCGUACACCCAACCUCUGCACAAUGAGGAGGACUCUGAGGAGAUGCGCCCGCAGGUGGACAGCGCCCAGGCCAGAGGCAACACAGUCCUGGAGCGGGUUGAGGGAGCACAGCAGCGCUGGAAAAAGCAGGUCCAGGAGCAGCGCAAAACUGUUUUUGACCGCCACAAGAUGCUUAGUUAAACUACCACUGACCUCAAACCAGGUUUAGAGUAGGUAACAUCCCCAGGCUCAGCGCUAUUACACCAGCUGCACUGUCACUAACCCUUUUGUCAUUGCUGUCUACUGCACCCUCUGAAUAAGUAUUUCCUCCCUGAGAAACAUUUAAACAUACUGAUCUAACAAGCAGAUCUUUCUUUUAUUUAUCAUGUGUAACACUUAAGGCUAAGUUGCAGUUGUUGAACAAAACUUUCGCUCUCUAAACUGCUAGAAAUCAUCUCAAUCAUUUCAGCAAUUUGCAAUGCAACUGAUUUUGAAUGUCUUGAUUUUCUCUAUUUAGCCAGACUGAAAAGUUUUUAAGCUUCCUCAUGCUAAUUUUUCCCCAUUAGCUACUUGCUAAAUCAGUAUAAUAUUAAGCAGUUUUCUUGUAGCAUAAUUGAUGAAGUUACCUCAGAACAGGUGAACUUUAUGUAUGUGAAUGGUCAGUUAAGCUAUUUGGUUAGAAACAGUACCCCACCUGUACUAUUGCCAUAUUAUUUUAGCACAAAUAAUAAUUUAUUUAUUAUAAUUAUUAUAAUUUAUUUGUCCCUCUUUUCUGUAAUUAUUUUCCUUGGCAUAUUUAGUAUCAAUUGCACUAAUAGGGUAAUAAUAGGAUUGUACAUUUUGAGCUUUGUAAUUUUAAAGCUUUGACAUUGCUACUUUUAAUAUAGCCCCAAUAUGUGCCUUUCCUGUUUCUCUCCUUGUGUGGGUGAAUUUGUUACAGCAAACUCCAGAACUUGGCACUUAAAUGUUAGCGAUUUACAGCUUGUAAGACAUAACGGAUGGUCACAGUGAGCUGGGCACAAGGCUUCAUUUUGUCCUGUAUUUUGCAGUUUGAUGGAACGUAUUUUCCCAUGCAAAGAGAGAAAUGGAGAAUGGGGCAUUUAAAAGAGCUUUAAAGCAUCCUCAGUUGAAUCAAAUCUCUGCCACUGGAGAAUGUCCUAAAUCAGUAAAACUGCUGAUAAUGCGUUUAAGGCAGAAUCAGGUUGCCUCAUGGCUUUGAGGGGCCCUCGUGUGCAUCGUUAUGUGUCAGUAAAUUCCCCCUCGUAUCUUACUAUUGAAGCUCCCUGUUGGGGAAUUUUUAAUACGACAAAGAAAGGCACACUGACUCGUAUUACCUCAUGUGAACUACUGAAGUUUAUUUAUCUGUAUGUUUUAUCAUUGAAGUGUUUUUAAUUGAUUGAUUUAAGUAUAAUUUCAUAUCACUGGUAUUAGUGAUUUUGUAUUUAUCUCCAGCCUAACUGGAGCAUCGCACUGUUCAUGUCUAUACAUUCAGCUUGAUGUUAAAUAAAAAAACAACACUGGGUGAGCUCG